Messenger RNA from Sclerotinia sclerotiorum 1980 UF-70, 3135 nucleotides. RefSeq lists its product as hypothetical. Gene Ontology annotation, molecular function: protein binding. Bases 1 to 3135 code for a protein of 1044 amino acids. The record is from RefSeq and is a predicted model, not a curated record. The transcript has 3 exons. NCBI's taxonomy places the organism in Eukaryota, Fungi, Ascomycota, Leotiomycetes, Helotiales, Sclerotiniaceae.
AUGGAUUCUCCUCAUAGACCUCAGAGUAAACAUCGAAAUACUUCCCAAACUGCUCAAAUGUCCGGACCUCAAAAAUUUACAUCAGAAGCUUCCCCGAGUCCCUUCAUUUCGAAUUCGAAGCUGGUGAAGCAUAGUGUUGAGACUCGACACCCAAGUCAGACGGUUUCUUUAGGAUGGGAAGAUGGAGACGAAGGUGGACAUACAUCGAGGUUACAAGUGGAGUUGGAAGAUGUUAUAGAAACGAAAAUUGUUACUACCACCACUACGACUAAACGAUCUUAUCCUUCAUUACUCUUUCAAAAUCCCAGAUCAGUUGAUAGCCUAGAUGCAAAGGAAUAUCCCUUGGCAUUUAAGCCUACUCCUCCCGAACUUACCAAGUUUUCAUAUGAACUUGACGGACAACAAAUGGAGUAUGAGGAAAAUGAUUUACAAAAUGUCAUGCACGAGAAUUCACAAACGCAGCCUCUCCGUAACUUUCAUCGACGUCGUCAAUCGAGUGAGAAUCGUGGGCAGUUCAGAGAUGGGUUGGACAGAACAGAUCGAAUUGUCAAAUCCGAUGCAGAAACUAGCAAUUUGAGAAAAUCUUUGAAAUCGAAAGGAAUAUCAGAUUAUUUACCUGCCAGUAUUGGUUCAAGGUCCAGCACCUCGCAGGAACAAGAAGUUUUCAAGAAUGAAGCCAGAGAUGCUGGUUCGACUGCCCACAAUGAAACUCGACGCCGGAACCUUGGUCUCGGUAUGCACCUACCCGAUCUGCUAGCUACACCCGAUAUGUCAGAAGUAGAUUUAUCCUCGAGAGACGUCGCUCCAACACUGCCUCCUCGAUUUCAAACCAGUGUGUACACCCCUCAGUCCGGUUUAAGUCAAAACGACUCAUUCGACAGCCUGGAAAGUCAAGAAAUCGCAAAUGACGAAACAUUCAAUGGAGCGGUUGCUACGCCUCCAAUUGCAGAAUCCGACCUGGAGGAGUCUAGUCUUGGUAUAAAUUUCGCACAAGGACAGCGUCCGCAUUUGAAUACUGCAGCUGCUCAGAACGCAAGCCUCCCUAGCCCUGGCCUUUCGCCCGCUGCUACUUCCCCAUCAUUCGACAAUGAUGAUAAUGGUGAUAGUCAGGAGAUGUUAGACGAGUACGCUCUUCAGGUAUCCGAGACAAAUACAGCUCGAGAUCGACGCAUCACAUCUACAGGAUUACACUCGCAAAUUUCAACCGUUAUGGAGAUUGGCUCUAUGCUGGAUACUUUCGAUGCUAUGCCAAGUGAAUUGAAGACUCUUAUGAUGUAUCAGCUUAGUCGAAGGUGCUCGAAGAAGACUCUUCGGGCUGUUGCGGGUUUUGUCAAUCCUGCUUUGAUGUGUGAUUUCCUCGAUGAGCUUCCCACAGAACUAAGCCUACAUAUUCUAAGUUAUCUGGACCACAAAGACCUUUGCCGAGCGGCUCAAGUUUCGAAACGUUGGAGAAAUGUCAUAGACUCGAAUGAGACAGGAUGGAAAGAACUCUUUGAUCGUGAUGGUUUUGUGCUCCAACCCGAAGAACUCGAGCGAGCAAUACGUCAAGGAUGGGCAUGGCAAGAUCCUUACGGGCCAGAUGGUUAUGAAAAGGAUUUGAGCAUUAAAGACCAAUCAAUCAAUGGAGAAGUCUGUACACCUAGUAGUGGUAGCAAGGUUGAUGCAACUAGGAGAUCUCGAGCUACCACUAAAAGAAAGAGGACCGCUGGGAAUUUAGGAUCGGAACGCGCAAAGAGAAGAGCAAUAAGUAACGACGUUUCAACCAAAAAAUUAGAUGAAGUAUCCAAAUACCACAAAUCUGAAGGCCCAUUAAGCGCUGCUUGUGCUGCUGCUUUAGCGGUACCAAAUCCUGAAUUGGGUCUUCCAGGAUUACGGAAACUUCAUCUCUUCAAAUCUUUGUAUCGUCGUCACUAUUUUCUUCGUCAUAGUUGGACGAACCGUGCCGUUGAACCUCAUCAUAUGGCAUUCAAAGCUCAUCCGUCACAUGUAAUUACAUGUCUUCAAUUUGAUGAUGAAAAGAUUUUGACAGGUAGUGAUGAUACAUGUAUUCAUGUCUACGAUACGAAAACUGGAGCUCUACGAAAAAAGCUUGAGGGACAUGAUGGAGGUGUUUGGGCUUUACAAUAUGAAGGAAAUGUUCUUGUUUCUGGAUCCACUGACCGUUCAGUACGGGUAUGGGAUAUUGAAAAAGGUCUUUGCACUCAAGUUUUUCAUGGUCACACAUCAACUGUACGAUGUUUACAAAUUCUUAUGCCAUCAGAAGCUGGCAAGACAGCAACUGGUCAACCUAUCAUGAUACCUGAGCAACCCCUUAUUAUUACCGGUUCUCGUGACUCUCAACUACGCGUAUGGAAGCUACCAGCCCAAGGAGAUAAGCGAUAUAUCCAAACAGGACCACCAACUAAUGAUGCUGACUGCCCUUACUUUGUUCGAGUAUUAGCUGGACAUACUCAUUCUGUUCGUGCUAUCGCUGCACAUCAAGAUACUUUAGUAAGUGGUAGUUACGACUGUACCGUGAGAGUAUGGAAGAUCUCGACAGGUGAAGUCUUACAUCGUCUACAAGGACAUACCGCAAAGGUAUAUAGCGUUGUUUUGGAUCAUAACCGUAACAGAUGUAUCAGUGGUUCCAUGGAUACAUAUGUUAAGGUUUGGUCACUUGAGACUGGGUCUUGUUUAUUCACACUUGAAGGUCAUACAUCACUUGUUGGUCUUUUAGACUUACGUGAUGAACGUCUUGUUUCAGCAGCAGCAGAUUCAACAUUACGAAUUUGGGAUCCAGAAAGUGGUGUGUGCAAAAGUACAUUGAGUGCACAUACAGGUGCCAUUACUUGUUUUCAACAUGAUGGACAAAAAGUUAUCUCUGGAUCAGAUCGUACUUUGAAGAUGUGGGAUGUUAAAACUGGUGAAUGCAUCAAGGACCUUUUGGGUGAUUUAAGUGGUGUUUGGCAAGUCAAAUUUGAUGAACGAAGAUGUGUUGCAGCUGUUCAACGUGAUAAUUUCACAUUUGUCGAGGUUCUUGAUUUCGGUGCAUCUAGAGAUGGUGUUCCAAAAUCCGAACGUGGUCAUCGUAUUUUAUUACCAAGUAUAGACGAAACGGAAAGAAUCGUUGAAGUUGAUGAAAAUGCAAAUGCAUAA